AAGAAUCGGAAAAUAUGUAGGCUAGCGAAGAGUUUUAGAAUAUUUUAGAAAAAUUAUAAGAAAUGCCGGCGGAUACAGCUGAUGUAACUUAACCAACAAAAUGGUGGACACUUCAGAUAAGUGUUUCACGAGAUCUUUACACACCGCCUUGGUGGUGUUGUUUUUAAUUCAACUGGUCAGUACAGUUGAGAGACAGGUGUUUGACUUCCUGGGUUUUAUGUGGGCGCCGAUCAUCGGCAACUUCUUCCAACUCGUCUGUAUUAUCAUCGGCUUGUUCGGUGCAUGUCAGUACCGACCACGCUUUAUUAUUGUUUACACUGUAUGGACAUUGCUGUGGCUGGGAUGGAAUUUAUUUGUUAUAUGUAUUUACUUAGAAGUUGGCGUGCUACGUCGGGAUAAAGAGUUAUAUAUUUUAACAAUCGGCACCAAGACAAAGAGUUGGUGGCUGGAACACGGUGUUGGUUGCCAGGUAACCAACUCGACGUGGCUGGACGACAUCAGCCCGGAGUCGAGCCGGCCGAUCCCCCCAGAGCAGUUCGUCGAGGGGUGUAUUCUGCAGUACUACUACGUGGAGGUCAUCCACGCUUCAGUACAGUGUCUCUUUUCUCUCCUUGGUUUUGUCGUGUCUUGUGUGACGAUCUAUGCUUACACAGAAGAAGAUGAGUCGUCCACUUCCGCUAACGACGAGCUUGAAUUCGUAAAGAUGCGCUACCGUUCUCCUGCUCACGCUGCAUUCCAUGAGCACCACAACCAGCACCAGACGUUCGACAACGUGAACAUGGCCGACUACUCAUCCCUGGAGCGUCCACCAAGCUAUGACACCACCAUGAGGGACAGCCACGACGACACCACGGCGGCCAACAUGUACUACGCCGCCGACAGACAGAGCAUACGCAGCAAGGCGAGUACUCGGUCAAAGAAAUCCACACACAGACACUCAGCCACAGCGACUGCCGACUCGAACUAUGAACGGAGGCAGGAGUUGCCGUGGGUUCAAAUCACGCCGUCGUCUAAUAUCGACCACAGCUACCAGCGGAAUUUUCCCUAGGGGCUCUUCCUGAGAUCAUCGUUUAGGAGAAAACAUUUAUUAUAUUCAGUUGGCAACUUUUUUAAAUCUCAUAUUGUUGGUGGAUGAUAAAAACAACCAAAUGUCUUUUUUUCUUUCUGUUUUUUUCUGGGGUUUUUUAAUGGAGCAAUUCACGUGGAUCUCGUUUGUUGUUGUGUUUUCGAUGUUAGACAUUUUGUUCUUCUGGCGGAGAAACAUUUGUUUUUUGUUUUCUUUUGUUUGAUUAAAGUGCCUCUGGAUUUACCAGGAAGAGUCCCCGAAAAUUCUUAAUUCUCCUAUUGAAAAAAACCCCCUCAUAAAUCAUCUGUUUACUAUUAAGACACAUCUUUGCGGAUAGACAACAUUACGGAGUUGCAUCUUUGUGGAUUAUCAACGUGUGAAAUUUGUGGAUUCUAAAAUGUUUCAAACAAUGGAUAAAAUUGUGACUUUAGAGAUUUUUCUGCUUUUGAGCACAGACUGACAUGUUCAAGAGAAUUUAGUGGCGUCUAAAAAUAGAAUCUUUAACAUGGAUGAAAUGUUGAAUGCAGUGCUUUUCUGCUUUUAAAAAAUCCAAGUGGUAAUAGAGUGCACAUUUUUUGCUUAUUUUAUUUAUAGAUAAUUUAGUUAAUUUUAGUAACAGUUGAUGUUGUUUUAUGUACUUCCUGUAUGGUUUUCUACUAACCAUAUUAUGCUGUUAUAUGGCACGGGUUAUUUAUUAUAUGUUUGUGAACUUACAUUUCCAAGCAAUUAAUUGUACAGACUACAUACGUUAACUUUGUCAUCCUUUAAGAAAAUUUGGUUUGCAGUAUUCUGACGUAUCAUUCUAGUAGUAAGGUUAUACAGUUGGGGUCGGUUCAACAAUUAUGUGAUGUAAAAUCGGUCAUAUUUUUUACCCAUUUCCCCCAUGUAAUGUUUUGUAACGCUAAAACCAAAAUGGCAAUGACUGGCUACAUUUUACUUUAUAAAUAAAAAUGAGACAAUUGUUUUGAAAACCUGUAACUCGUGGCAAACACCACCUCCCUCCUCCCCAAGUUAACAUUUUGUAAUGCUCCCUCUUCCCUUAGAAUAUUAUGUAAUUAUUGAACGAUCGCUUGGCUUAUUUGUUAAACAUUUCAUAUUAAUGUUAUUUUAAAUAUAAAAUUGGAAAAUACGUUAUGAUUACAUAAAAAGGUGAGGGGGUGUGAAUUUAAGUUGUGGAAUUAACAAAUGGCUUUGAAACAAGAAAGUAGUUUGCUCUAAGUUGUAACCAGAAUGACGGAGAAUAGAGUUUGUCAGUUAAAAUUCUUCUAAACAUUUCUAAUUUUAAAAAAGUGCCUACCUUCUGACUGGUUGGUAAAAUGGUGCAUCAAAAUGAAAGCAAAGGAAGUUUGUUAAAUAUUGGCUGUCUGCAUGUGAUACAUAGAUAUCAAAAUUCGUAAUGGCAAUCAGAAAUGCUGUCGCAAAGUGAUCUGAAUUUCGAAGGCUGAUAACACAAUUGGCCGAAUUUACGAAGCCGAUAUUUCAUAAAUGAUAAUGUGAAACAAAGACCGACUUUGUAAAUUUGGCCCAAUAUUGAAUAUUAUUUCUUAUUUCUUAUUAGUGUGUGAUCAUUUCUGGAUUGCCUAUUACGCGAUGUUGUCAUUAGUUACUUUGCUUCAUAAGGUUGUGCAUCGCUUAUUUCAUUCCGUCUAUGUCUACAUCAUCUUUUGUAGCUGAAAUGUUUGUUAAUUUUCAUAUGUCUUGUUUAUCUCAGUAUCAUGUGUUACUGUAUGUGUAUGUGUGCAGGGUUCAUGGCAAAAUAUAACCAACAAACGCUCACUUUGCCAAGAAACAAUAGCAUUUCUGGGUCAGUGUGAACCAAAAUAUUUAAGAGCCAAAUUUACGAAGCCUGUUUUUUUGUUUAACCCAUGGUGUUUUUAAUGAAUUGUAAAUAUGUGUACUUACCUGUAUGUGUGUGUAAGACAAAAACAGGCUUUGUAAAUUUAGCCCAAUGUCUUUCUUUCUAAUUAGAUUAAUAAAUCAAAGUUAAGGAAUGAGCAAAUGUGAUUACAAAUCUAGGACUUAGAUUGAUCUGUUCUAGGUUAGUCAAUUUUGGUGUCAUUUCAUCCCAUUUUAUAUGAAACUUGGCUUCACGGAAUGCACAAGCAUGAUCAUACAGUGCAAUUAGAUGUAUUUAUUUUGUACGCACGUGGCUUUUUGUGAUGUCUUGAGUGCCAGCUGUACAAUAAUUUAAAAAUGGAAAUUGUAUUUUUCAUAUUUUACUGAAAUUAUUUUGAAGUCUACUUGCAUUGCAAGAUUUUCAACUUGGGUUGGUUGUAGCGAUAUUGGGUACGAGAGGUUUGAAUUCGAUGAAAGAAGAAUGUUUUAAUUUUCGUAUUCCUAGAUUCUUAGUACUUCACACGUACAUGUAUAUUAACUAUAACUUCUCCAAAUUACAUGGCAUUGAUAAAACUGUUGUUGUUUUAGUGGGUGGGUUGGGGUUUGGCGGUUGGUGUUUCUUUUGGGAAGGGGGUGUUUGUGUUGGGAGGGUGGGGGAUAGGUGUUUUGGGGUGGGGGGUUUUUGGGGUUUUUUUUUUUUUGGGGGGGGGGGGUCUGUUAUGACUGAAAGGAGUUAGGCGUGUGAAUUCGUGUGGCUUGGUGAUGCUGGGUCGUCGAAAGGUUAUAUUUGUACGAUUAUUUAUGUACAAUCACAGAUGUAUUGUGUAAAUAAAUAUAUUCCACAUCUGA
This is a messenger RNA of Gigantopelta aegis, 3751 nucleotides long. RefSeq names its product sodium/potassium-transporting ATPase subunit beta-1-interacting protein 3-like. The transcript has 6 exons. Bases 101 to 1048 code for a protein of 315 amino acids. NCBI's taxonomy places the organism in Eukaryota, Metazoa, Mollusca, Gastropoda, Neomphalida, Peltospiridae. The record is from RefSeq and is a predicted model, not a curated record. Gene Ontology annotation, biological process: regulation of sodium ion transport.